Cuscuta epithymum is the source of this 2126-nucleotide messenger RNA. The record is from the annotation of a GenBank genome assembly. NCBI's taxonomy places the organism in Eukaryota, Viridiplantae, Streptophyta, Magnoliopsida, Solanales, Convolvulaceae.
UAAACGUUUGAAAGCGGUGUUUAUUUGCGCGGCUACACUGCGGUACAAUGCUAAACAGUUGUUAUCGUUAACAUGUCAAUCCCCACAGACUCACCGUCUCAAGAAAGCGGAGAAGAACCAGAAUCUCUGCCAUCAACUCACCACCCUCCUGCCCCUCCCCAUGAGCUGUUUGAUCUAUCAACAACCGUUGAUCCUGCAUAUGUGAUAUCUUUGAUACGAAAACUCCUACCAGCAGAAGUGAAAGUUGGAGGGGCCUCUGGGGAACAAAAAACUGAAGAGCUGACGACAACUUCAGUCUCUUCUUUUGAAGAUGGAGAAGGGAUGCAGACAAAUAAUGGAAAUAAAUCCCUGGAUGUUGUUAAUGAUUUUAAUAAAGCAGAAAAAGUAAAUGGAUUUGAUGGUGCUCUAUGCUGUGAAAGUACAAAGAAGGGGUCAACAGCAGGGGAAGACGCCUGGGAAGAAUAUGGUUGUAUUCUAUGGGAUCUUGCCGCAAGUAAAACUCAUGCUGAAUUCAUGGCUCAAAACCUCAUACUUGAAGUUCUCUUGUCCACUCUCGUGGUUUCAAAAUCUGCGCGAGUUACAGAAAUUAGCUUGGGAAUCAUUGGGAACCUAGCAUGCCAUGAGCUUUCUCAAAAGAAGGUAACUUCCACAAAUGGAUUGAUCAGGGCAAUCUUGGAGCAGCUGUUUCUGGAUGACACACCAUGUCUUUGUGAAGCAUGCCGGGUAGUGACUUUAUGCCUUCAAGGUGAUGAGAGUGAUCUUUGGGCAGAAGCCUUGCAAUCUGAGCAUAUAUUAUGUCGAAUUUUAUGGAUUGUGGAAAAUACAUUAAAUCCACAGCUUAUUGAUAAGAGUGUGAGCCUGCUCCUUGCAAUGUUGCAAAAUAAGCAAGAAGCAGCUUGUGUUUUUCAACCACUAUUAAUGAAGAUGGGUCUCCCCUGUAUUUUGGUUGAUCUUUUAUCCUUUGAGAUGUGCAAAUUAUGGGAAGAGCGGUUACCUGAAAGGUACUCUGUUCUUGGUUUGAUUCUUCAGGCCAUUGAGGCUCUUUCUGUCAUCGAUGAAUGUUCUCAAGAAAUCUGUGCAAGUAAACGACUUUUUAUACUUCUCACCGACUUAAUCAAACUUCCUGAAAAAGUUGAGGUUGCUGAUUGUUGUAUUACUGCUGCUGUUUUGAUAGCAAAUAUUCUGACAGAGGCUGCCGAUCUAGCUUUAGAAGCAUCACAAGACCUUUUGCUAUUACAGGGUCUAUUUAGUCUAUUCCCUUAUGCUUCAGUGGAUGUAGAAGCAAGAAGUGCUCUUUGGAGCAUCAUUGCAAGAUUCUUGGUUCAAGUUCAAGAAAAUGAUGUGAGCCUUUUGCAACUUCAUCAAUAUGUCUCUGUUUUCACAAGUGAAGCAGAAGUUAUUGAGGAAGAACUUCUUAAUGACCACUCCACUGAAGAACUUCUCAAUGACCACUCCACUGAAGAACCUGUGAGCUCUGGUACCACUUCAAAGUUAGUUGCCAGAAAUGCAGCUCUCAAUGGAAUUGUAUGGGCUUUAAAUCAAUGGAUUGGUUUAGAGGAUAGAAUCAAGGAGUCUCUCCCUAUGGAGAAAUCCAAAGUAAACCAAGAAGAUGUUUACAAGUUGUUGCACUGCUGUGGAAAAUAUAUCAAGUAAGAGAUGUCUCCGUUUGGGUGCAUAUCAUUAUUGCCCUUGCUAUGAAUGAUGUCAUGAAGUAAAAUUCAUCCUUGCCUAGUUGCUUUAUCCUAUGCCAAAGUCUUCUUUCAAAGAUGGAAAUGAUGAAGGAGACUAUGCAUCAUUCUCUUAUCAGCAAUAUAAGCUGAGUUCUUAAGUAGUUUUUAAUUUAUUUGGCUGCAGGGGAUGUUAGCAAACGAUUUUCUAUUCCGAAAGUCCUAGCAGAUUCAGCCGUUUUGGCCAAAUAAGUUUUCUUGAUACUGUAUUAUAUGCUUUUCUUGAUACUGUAUUAUCUUCAAAGUUCAUAAUUUCGUGUAUGGUUAUAGAAGGUGCACUUCCAGAUUAGUUUCACGCAAUAGUGUUUGAAUACUAUGCUGAUGUUGCAUGCUGCUCCGCGAAUUGUUCAUUUGAAGGAAUUAAGAAUGCUCAAUCAUGUAAUGGUGUUAAUCUUGAAC